Messenger RNA from Prorocentrum cordatum, 693 nucleotides. NCBI's taxonomy places the organism in Eukaryota, Dinophyceae, Prorocentrales, Prorocentraceae. The record is from the annotation of a GenBank genome assembly.
AUGCAGGCUGAAGGGCGGUGUACCCACGACGGGCACCUCUACUUGAACAAGCAGUGGGAGCACAUCAAGCACAUGCAGUCCGGCUUUGUGGGUUGGGUCGUAGACCACCUUCCCGACCGCAUGCCCACGAUCCUGCAGAACCGCGUCACGGUGACCGAGUUCCCGGAGAACGGAGAGACGCCCGAGUUCCCCCCGACGUACACGAAGGACAAAGUCCCCUUCAAUCACGACGGCUUCCAGGGGCACGUGCCCAUGAUCACGAUCGGACGUUACGGCAAGAUUCUGCUGAAGAAUCGCCCCUCGGACCAGGCUUUCAUCGCGAUGGUGAACGCCUCCAAGAAGAUCAUCCGCAUGGCUCUCCAGGACAUCGGGCCCUGCUGCUUCCCGGGGACGAAGAUAGCACUUCCCGGGUGCACUUGGCCCAAGCCGUACCUUCAGGCACUCGGCAAGGCCAUCUUGGAACGGGGUGUUGACCUGGAGAUCGCAGUGAGUAAUCCUGGCUCAAUUCCAGGUAACCUCAGUCCCACCGAAGCGCUCUAUGGGAACGGUUGGGAGUGCGCUGAUGUCGCUGCUGAAAUCAUCAAGACGAUCCAGACGAAGUCGACGACGGUGAUGACGACACAGAAGACGACGCGGGAUUACGGCGCAUCAUCACGGAGAACCUUCGUAUUUGUUACAUCAGACAGGGUAUGA